Messenger RNA from Zingiber officinale, 1897 nucleotides. RefSeq names its product serine/threonine-protein kinase BSK2-like. The coding region runs from base 165 to 1643 and encodes 492 amino acids. NCBI's taxonomy places the organism in Eukaryota, Viridiplantae, Streptophyta, Magnoliopsida, Zingiberales, Zingiberaceae. Gene Ontology annotation, biological process: brassinosteroid mediated signaling pathway; protein phosphorylation. The record is from RefSeq and is a predicted model, not a curated record. Gene Ontology annotation, molecular function: ATP binding; protein kinase activity; protein binding. The transcript has 10 exons.
UCCCAGCUAAUUUCUAUGACGCACGAAUCAAAACACACAACUACACAACACACCCAUCAGCUUCUCCUCUCUCUCUCCGUUCGCUGCUGCAGCUCUCCCUUGUCUCCCGCCUUCGGCGGCUGCCCGAGGCGAAUGUGAAUCUAGGGUUCCGGCUUUCUGCGGGAAUGGGGUGCUUCCAAUCCAGAACCUCCAACCUUCACUCCCCUGAGGACGAUCCAAAUUACGGCGACAAGCCAGAUCACGAAGCUAAUGACGAGGCGGGGGACCAGGAUCAGGUGCCGCACUUCAAGGAGUACGGGCUGGCGGAGCUGCGGGCGGCGACGAAGGGCUUUAGUUCGGAGCUGAUAGUUUCCGAGAGCGGAGAGAAGGCGCCCAAUGUUGUGUACCGGGGGAAGCUCGACGGCGGGCGACUGGUGGCCGUUAAGAGGUUCUCCAAGCAGUCCUGGCCCGACGCUCAGCAGUUUGUGACGGAGGCUGCGGGGGUGGGGAAGCUCCGGCACAAGAAGCUGGUAAACCUCAUCGGAUGCUGUGCGGAGGGUGACGAGAGGCUUCUUGUGGCCGAGUUCAUGCCAAAUGACACGUUGUCCGGGCACCUUUUCCAUUGGGAUAAACAACCUCUGCCAUGGGCAAUGCGUGUUAGAGUGGCAUUUUACAUUGCACAAGCACUUGAUCAUUGUAACUCUGAGAACCGGAGGAUAUAUCAUGAUCUGAAUUCUUAUAGAGUUCUUUUUGAUGAGGAUGGAGAUCCUCGUUUGUCUAGCUUUGGUCUCAUGAAAAAUAGUCGAGAUGGGAAAAGUUAUAGCACUAACCUAGCUUACACUCCCCCUGAAUUCUUGCGAACUGGAAGAGUAAUCCCAGAGAGUGUAAUAUAUAGCUAUGGCACUGUGCUUUUGGAUCUUUUGAGUGGGAAGCAUAUCCCCCCAAGUCAUGCACUAGAUUUGAUAAGAGGAAAGAGCAUGUUGAUGAUAAUGGAUUCAUCCUUGGAUGGACAAUAUGCUAAUGAGGAUGCUACAAAGCUAGUGGAACUUGCUUCGAAAUGUCUACAAUUUGAGGCUAGAGAUCGACCUAAUUCUAAGUUUCUUCUUUCUUCUGUAGCACCACUUCAAACUCAGAAAGAGAUUCCAUCACAUACUUUAAUGGGCAUAACCAAGACAGAACAGGUGCUGCCAACAAUGCUAUCACCACUUGGAAAGGCUUGUGCAAAGAUGGAUCUAACUGCUGUGCAUGAUAUAUUGCUCAAGAUAGGUUACAAAGACGAAGAAGGGGCAGAAAAUGAGCUUUCCUUUCAAGAAUGGACACAACAAGUGCAAGAGAUGCUGAACACGAAGAAAUUUGGUGACAUUGCAUUCAGAGAUAAGGAUUUCAAGAAUGCUAUCGAAUACUAUUCCAAGCUUGUGGCAAUGAUGUCUGUUCCUUCUGCAACUGUCUUUGCAAGGCGGAGCUUGUCAUACUUGAUGAACGAGCAGCCAGAGCUGGCCCUACGCGAUGCUAUGCAAGCUCAGGCAUGCAUGACCGAGUGGCCGACAGCCUUCUACUUGCAAGCGCUUGCCCUCUCUAAGCUUGGAAUGGAAACUGAUGCACAGGAUAUGCUCAAUGAUGGAGCUACCUUUGAAAUGAAGAAGCAGAACAACUGGCGUGGCUAGAAAGGUUCGGUGUGGCCAAUCAACUGUAUGUUUCUUCUACCUGUGUCAAGCAUUCUCUUGGGUGCCAAUAUGGAAGCGAAAGCCAGCUACUGUGGUACAUACAAAAUCAUCAUGAGAACUAUUCGGUGUUUGCAAUUGUUCGAGUAUGAAUUUAGUUGUCUUUGGGUCGUUAAUUAUUGGCUCUGUAAAAGAAUGUGCAACGAUGCUGCUAGAUUACAAAAAUGUGAACUUGUAUCACAAUGUGUACUAGAAUU